Molecule: messenger RNA, 2250 nt
Organism: Microtus oregoni (creeping vole)
Lineage: Eukaryota; Metazoa; Chordata; Mammalia; Rodentia; Cricetidae
Product: matrix remodeling-associated protein 8
Exons: 10
Coding region: 12-1445 (477 amino acids)
Biological process (GO): cell adhesion; establishment of glial blood-brain barrier
Cellular component (GO): cell surface; membrane
Source: RefSeq, a predicted model, not a curated record
ACAGCUCCGUGAUGUCAGCGGGUGCUGGCAGGGAGGGGGUCGGCUGUUUUUCUGGAGACUUAGAGCCGAGUAAGACAAAGCACAGCGCGGUCCCUGCAGGCGCCAUGGAACGACUGUCCUGUGUCUUGCUGUGGAAACUGGUGCUUCUUCAGAGCCCCGCUGUCCUUCUGUACUCAGGGCCCUCAGGUACCGCAGCAGCCAGCAGCUCUGUGGUGUCCGAGUCCGUGGUGAGCUGGGCAGCUGGGACCCAGGCGGUGCUGCGCUGCCAGAGCCCGCGCAUGGUGUGGACCCAAGACCGGCUGCACGACCGCCAGCGCGUGGUCCACUGGGACCUCAGCGGCGUCCCGGGCAGCCAAGGGCGCCGACUCGUGGAUAUGUACUCGGCGGGUGAACAGCGUGUGUACGAGCCGCACGACCACGGCCGCCUGCUGCUGUCGCCUUCUGCCUUCCACGACGGCAACUUCUCACUGCUCAUCCGUGCUGUGGAGGAGGGAGACGAAGGGGUGUAUACCUGCAACUUGCACCACCACUACUGUCACCUCUACGAGAGCUUGGCCGUGCGCCUCGAGGUCACCGACGAUCCCCUGUUAGCUCGCGCGUACUGGGACGGCGAGAAGGAAGUGAUGGUGGUGACCCGCGGCGCGCCGGCACUGCUGACUUGCGUGAACCGUGCGCACUUGUGGACGGACCGCCACUUAGAGGAGGCGCAGCAGGUGGUGCAUUGGGACCGACAGCUGCCUGGGGUGUCGCACGACCGAGCUGACCGCCUGCUUGACCUGUACGCAUCUGGCGAGCGCCGCGCCUACGGACCAUCCUUCCUGCGUGAUCGCGUGGCAGUAAACGCCGACGCUUUUGCACGCGGCGACUUCUCCCUACGCAUAGAUGCGCUCGAGCCGGCUGAUGAGGGCAUCUAUUCUUGCCACCUGCACCACCACUACUGCGGCCUGCACGAGCGCAGAGUCUUCCACCUACAGGUCACUGAGGCUGCCUUUGAGCCACCUGCUCCUGCCUCUCCCGGUAAUGGGUCUGGCCACAACACUGCUCCUAGCCCAGAUCCCACACUGGUAAGUAGAUCCCGAGGCCACAGCGUCAUCAACGUCAUUGUCCCAGAGAGCCACGCACACUUCUUCCAGCAAUUGGGCUAUGUGUUGGCCACCCUGCUGCUCUUCAUCUUGCUGCUCAUCACUGUAGUCUUGGCGACACGCCAUCGUCACCGCGGAGGAUGCGAGACCUCGGACAAAAAUGCUGGGAAAUCCAAGGGGAAGGAUGUGAACAUGAUGGAGUUUGCUGCGGCCACAAGGGACCAGGCCCCUUAUAGGACUGAGGACAUCCAGCUAGAUUACAAAAACAACAUCCUGAAGGAGAGGGCUGAGCUGGCCCACAGUCCCCUGCCUGCCAAGAAUGUGGAUCUGGAUAAAGAGUUCAGGAAGGAGUACUGCAAAUAAAAGGAUCCUGAGCUUCUGGCUGGGCCAGCAGCUCUAUACCAAAGGAUGUCUCCCUGACCCUCCUGUGGCACUCCCGGCUUCUUCUCAGCGGCUGGUCCCGCUUUCGUAGAAACUUGGCCUGAAUUUGGCCGAGCAGCUGCCUGCACUUUGUUCUUCCAAGAAUCACCCUCACCUUGGUGCACAACUGUGGGUUCCCUCGAGACGCUGGUAUAGUAUGGUUGCUGAUCACCCUCACCUUGGUGCGCAACUGUGGGUUUCCUGGAGACGCUGGUAUAGUAUGGUUGCUGAUCACCCUCACCUUGGUGAGCAACUGUGGGUUCCCUCGAGAUGCUGGUAUAGUAUGGUUGCUGCCUUUCAGUCACCUGUACUCCCAACUUUGACACAACGUCCGCUAAAUGCACAGUCUCUCGUGGCUUCUUCCUGCUAGGGUCAGGAAGACAUUUAGACUCCUAGUCACUGUUCAACAUGUUAACCAUUGUCUUGGGGAGCCCCUAGGAACUUUCUGGACUGCACUACGCCUAUGCAUCACUCAGAGCCCUGCUGUCACAUGUUCUGAGUCACGGGCCCUCCACUUGGAGCUGGCCCAUUGCCCCUGUUCUGCUUCAGAUCCCUUCCAAGAGUCUCACCAGCAGUUACUGAGUACCGUGUGGCUCUUGGGCUCCACAUCCCCCUUUGCUGGGGCUCUACUUGUCCUCUGCUUUGGAUGAAGAUGGGGGAGAAGGUUCCGAGUGGCCUGCGCUGCCACACCAAGCAGCGCCUACUGGGGAAGUUUUCAUGUCAUAAUAAAGAACACAUCUGAUUCUCA